Messenger RNA from Chironomus riparius, 1209 nucleotides. The record is from the annotation of a GenBank genome assembly. Lineage: Eukaryota; Metazoa; Arthropoda; Insecta; Diptera; Chironomidae.
AAUUAAUGCAAAUAAAAUUUCUUGUGGAUAUAUAAAAAAUAAUUAAGGAUUAAAAACGUGAAUUAAAUCAUUCAAAUUGGCAUCAACUAUAGCAAAAUCGUCUUUAAUGCCACUGAGUGGCUUUACAGUCAUUAAAAGGGAAUAUAAUUUAUCGGAAGACGAUAGUAGUUCAUCAAAUAGUCCAACUAUGGUGGAAACAACUUCGCCGUUAUUAAAAGUUCGUGGAAUUUCACCACCUCCCCACUUAUCUCCACAAUCAAAAAAUUUCCUAAGCACAAAAAUGUUAUUAACAUCACAAAAUCUUUCAUAUAUUGAGCAAAAGUUGAAUGCACAAAGGAAUAGUUUUAGUGAUAAUCAAAAAUAUGAAAAUAGUGAAAAUUUAUGUAAAACUGAAAAGCACAUAAACGGAUCUACCGCAUCUUCCACUUCAUUAUUCACAAUAGAUAGUAUUUUAUCUAAACAAACACGCUACAACGAGCGAUCGCCAUCAAUGUCACCAAUUAACGAUAAUUUGUUUAACAAAAAUCGCUCGACAAGCCCUUCAAAUCGAACAGCACGAUUGCCUCCAGCUGCAUUAUUUCAACAUCAUCCGAGUGCUACUGCUGGCUUACAUAUCACACAUCUAGCAACAAAUUUCGGCUCGCCAGAAUUUUUAGUCACAUAUCCAAAUUUCUAUCCAAACUAUAUGCAUGCUGCACAAAUGUUACAAGCAGCUCAAAUUCAUAGUCAUGUAUCGUUAAGUCAUGGACCACCACCAAAACGGAAACGAAGACAUCGAACAAUAUUCACAGAAGAACAAUUAGAGUCAUUAGAAGCCACAUUCGAGAAAACACAUUAUCCUGAUGUUGUGCUGAGAGAGCAGUUAGCAAUAAAAGUUGAUCUUAAAGAGGAACGUGUGGAGGUCUGGUUUAAGAAUCGACGAGCUAAAUGGCGAAAACAGAAGCGUGAGGAGCAAGAACGAAUAAGAAAACUUCAAGAAGACCACACAAAUCCUUCAAAUAAUCAUACACCUGAGGAUCAAACUGACACAAAUUCAAUUCAUCACAACUCAUCAAAUUUCUCAGAUGAAUCAGAUUUGGAGGUAGCCUAAAUAAGACAUAUAAUGUGAUUGGAAAUGUUUUUCUUCAUUGUUUGCUUGCAAUAUGAUGGAUAAAGAGAAGUAAAAUGAAAUGUGUCACCAGAGCUUAAGCAAUAAUUUAAAUUAAAAAG